AUGAAGCGCGAGUACCAAGACGCCGGCGGGAGCGGCGGCGACAUGGGCUCCUCCAAGGACAAGAUGAUGGUGGCGGCGGCGGGGGCAGGGGAGCAGGAGGAGGAGGAGAUGGACGAGAUGCUGGCCGCGCUCGGUUACAAGGUGCGUUCGUCGGAUAUGGCGGACGUCGCACAGAAGCUGGAGCAGCUCGAGAUGGCCAUGGGGAUGGGCGGCGUUGGCGGCGCCGGCGCUACCGCUGAUGACGGCUUCAUCUCGCACCUCGCCACGGACACCGUGCACUACAAUCCGUCCGACCUGUCGUCCUGGGUCGAGAGCAUGCUGUCCGAGCUCAACGCGCCCCCACCGCCGCUGCCGCCCGCGACGCCGCCGGCCCCGAGGCUCGCGUCCACCUCGUCCACCGUCACAAGUGGCGCCGCCGCCGGUGCUGGCUACUUUGAUCUCCCUCCCGCCGUCGACUCGUCCAGCGGCACCUACGCCCUGAAGCCGAUCCCCUCGCCGGUGGUGGCGUCGGCCGACCCGUCGUCCACGGACUCGACGCGGGAGCCCAAGCGGAUGCGGACUGGCGGCGGCAGCACGUCGUCUUCCUCUUCCUCGUCAUCAUCCAUGGAUGGCGGCCGCACUAGGAGCUCGGUGGUCGAAGCUGCCCCGCCCGCGACGCAAGCGUCCGCGGCGGCCAACGGGCCCGCGGUGCCGGUGGUGGUGAUGGACACGCAGGAGGCUGGGAUCCGGCUCGUGCACGCGCUGCUGGCGUGCGCGGAGGCCGUGCAGCAGGAGAACUUCUCUGCGGCGGACGCGCUGGUCAAGCAGAUCCCCAUGCUGGCCUCGUCGCAGGGCGGUGCCAUGCGCAAGGUCGCCGCCUACUUCGGCGAGGCGCUUGCUCGCCGCGUGUAUCGCUUCCGCCCGACGCCGGACAGCUCCCUCCUCGACGCCGCCGUCGCCGACUUCCUACACGCGCACUUCUACGAGUCCUGCCCCUACCUCAAGUUCGCCCACUUCACCGCGAACCAGGCCAUCCUCGAGGCUUUCGCCGGCUGCCGCCGAGUCCACGUCGUCGACUUCGGCAUCAAGCAUGGGUUGCAGUGGCCGGCCCUUCUCCAAGCCCUCGCCCUCCGCCCUGGCGGGCCCCCAUCGUUCCGACUCACCGGCGUCGGCCCACCGCAGCACGACGAGACCGACGCCUUGCAGCAGGUGGGUUGGAAACUUGCCCAGUUCGCGCACACCAUCCGCGUCGACUUCCACUACCGUGGCCUCGUCGCCGCCACGCUCGCUGACCUGGAGCCGUUCAUGCUACAACCGGAGGGCGACGACAAGGAUGAGGAGCCCGAGGUGAUCGCCGUCAACUCAGUGUUCGAGCUGCAUCGGCUGCUCGCGCAGCCCGGCGCCCUGGAGAAGGUCCUGGGCACGGUGCGCUCGGUACGGCCGAGGAUCGUGACCGUGGUCGAGCAGGAGGCCAACCACAACUCCGGCACAUUCCUUGACCGCUUCACGGAGUCGCUGCACUACUACUCCACAAUGUUCGAUUCUCUCGAGGGCGCCGGCUCCGGCCAAUCCACCGAUGCCUCUCCGGCCGCGGCCGGCGGCACGGACCAGGUCAUGUCCGAGGUGUACCUGGGCCGGCAGAUCUGCAACGUCGUGGCAUGUGAGGGCGCGGAGCGCACGGAGCGCCACGAGACGCUGGGUCAGUGGCGCAGCCGCCUCGGCGGCUCCGAGUUCGAGCCCGUGCACCUGGGCUCCAAUGCCUACAAGCAGGCGAGCACGCUGCUGGCACUCUUCAACGGCGGCGACGGGUACAAGGUGGAGGAGAAGGAUGGGUGCCUGACCCUGGGGUGGCAUACGCGCCCGCUCAUCGCCACCUCGGCGUGGCGCCUGGCCGCUCCGUGA
Miscanthus lutarioriparius is the source of this 1881-nucleotide messenger RNA. Lineage: Eukaryota; Viridiplantae; Streptophyta; Magnoliopsida; Poales; Poaceae. The record is from the annotation of a GenBank genome assembly.